AUGAGGUACUUCUUAAGAAUGGAAGUAGCAGAAAAGCUAUUAGUAUGUCGUAACGAAAAACAUAUCCAUGAUCUGUUGAUUGAAAUAGGCAUGCUUGGAUGCAAGGCAUGCGACAAACCUAUUGAUACGGGAAAAAGAAUAGAGAAUAGUGGAAACCCAGUUGAAACGGAUAGAUAUCAACGACUAGUUGAAAAAUUAAUCUACCUAUCUCAUACCAGACUAGACAUUGCUUUCGCAGUGAGCAUGGUAAGCCAACAUAUGCAUUCACCAAAAGAAAUUCAUAUGGAAGCAGUAUACAGAAUCCUCAGAUAUCUAAAAGGCUCAUCUAGGAAGGGGUUAUUCUUCAACAAGAGUGAGAAUAGGAUAGUGGAGGUAUUCACCGAUGCAGAUUGGGCAAGCUCAACAGAUGAUAGAAGAUCAACUACGGGUUACUAUACUUUCGCAUGGGAAAACUUGGUAACAGAUAAUAGAAUAUUAAUAUUUCUCUUAAUCCGAUUCAACAUGAUCGAACCAAACAUGUUGAAGUAG
Molecule: messenger RNA, 528 nt
Organism: Olea europaea var. sylvestris
Lineage: Eukaryota; Viridiplantae; Streptophyta; Magnoliopsida; Lamiales; Oleaceae
Exons: 1
Coding region: 1-528 (175 amino acids)
Source: RefSeq, a predicted model, not a curated record